Molecule: messenger RNA, 513 nt
Organism: Pistacia vera
Lineage: Eukaryota; Viridiplantae; Streptophyta; Magnoliopsida; Sapindales; Anacardiaceae
Product: probable RNA-binding protein ARP1
Exons: 4
Source: RefSeq, a predicted model, not a curated record
UUUGAUGUAAAUCAUGAAGGAUCAAACGUUGGACCGAGGUCCACGUCAGCAGCGCCGGCAAAUCAUGUGCAGUGGUACUACCCACCUGGCACACCAACAGCACCAUUUCAUCAUCAGCAUCAGCAGCCAGUUCCUUUCUAUGGGUACUCUCCGACCUACAUUGCUACUGAUGUCAGUUACAAUCAUAAGUUGAGUUACACUGGCGGGUCCUACAUGAACGGGCAUUACUCACAGCCACAGGUGUAUACGGGGCAAGCUAUUAUGGGUGCCAACACACUGAUGCCAAUGUACCCUCUGUAUCAUUUCCAUCAAUCACAGACAAUGGGCUUACCGGCCCACAUCUUCCCACCUACAACAGCGGGGCCCAUGACAACGGUCCCUACUAUGAUGUCAAAACCUGCAUCAAUUGCUGCUCCUAACACAGUUUGUUUGGCUGUGGAAUAGGUAGUACAGUUGGCGGAGGUGAAAAGGCAUAAAAGGGGUUGUAGGUGAGCUGGCAGUAACAUGGCAAUG